Knipowitschia caucasica is the source of this 360-nucleotide messenger RNA. Lineage: Eukaryota; Metazoa; Chordata; Actinopteri; Gobiiformes; Gobiidae. The record is from the annotation of a GenBank genome assembly.
AUGAAGAAGGCAGUAGACAGAGAUGAUUUUCAGAAGAGCCUGCUCAUUUACAGGAGCACGCCUCUCCAGAACGGCCUAUCACCUGCACACAUGCUGAUGGGUCGCCGCAUUCGUUCCAACCUGCCAGUCAGUGAGGACUUGCUGACACCCAAAGGUGCAUCUAAGGUCCGAACCGAGGGUGGACUAUCUUUGAGGAGGAAUCGCACAGAUCUUCGACUGCAACCUACUGUGGAGGACACAGCAGCUCAGGAGGUCGAGCUUCAACAAGACCCACUUGAACUUCCUGAACUGUCCAACAGCGAUCACGCUGACAAUGGUCAAACAGCAGCGUCAAGUCACCCACUGCUGAGAGACUCGUGA